This is a messenger RNA of Leishmania braziliensis MHOM/BR/75/M2904, 1836 nucleotides long. RefSeq lists its product as hypothetical. The transcript has a single exon. The coding region runs from base 1 to 1836 and encodes 611 amino acids. The record is from RefSeq and is a predicted model, not a curated record. NCBI's taxonomy places the organism in Eukaryota, Euglenozoa, Kinetoplastea, Trypanosomatida, Trypanosomatidae.
AUGGUUAGACCUUCAUCCACCGCAUCUGCGGCUGCGCAACAGCUCGGCGAGCCGCUGACCUCCUCAUGUAGGGCCAUCUCGAACCCGUACAAGUUCUCGAUGCUGCGCUUGCUUGAGUGCGUGGGUCUGCAGCACUAUGGUACCUCACGCGCCACGAUGCCGUCUCGCACCAGCGAGGAGGCGGCUCGCAUUGCUCAGCACUUGAGCAAGGUGAAGGAGGAGGUGGCUCGUCACCUGGAGAGUGUGCGGCGCCGCAACAUACACAUCAACAAGCGCAAGCCGACCAUUGCGGCGGUACAGGCGAUGCAGUGGGCCGCGACCACCUCCCGUCCAGUAGAGUCUGAUGAUGGCCACAUUACUAUCAGCGAUGAUUCAGCGGUUGGCACCAGCGGCCGGCCCGCAGAACUGCCCACAAUCUACCUCUCUCUUGAGGAAUCGGUGGAGUGGAAGGCGUUUCUUGCCAGUGCGAAGCCUGAGAAGCGUCAUGCCAUGACGGUGCUGCGACGACUCUCUGUCGCGCUUUGGCGCGCCCAUCAGCGCGAUCUUUGUUUGUGGUGCUGGUUUCCUCGCAGCGUGUGCAUGUGCACCGAGCUCGACGCAUACCGUGCCACACUGCCUGCCGAUGUGCUAGACCAGCAUGUGGAGGUGACUAUGCUGCUGCACAGCGAGGAGUUAAUGCGCAGCACGAACUCAGGCCAUAUUGCUGCCUACCUCCUGGGCGCGCCCUUGCGCGUCUGGGGGCUCGCCAACGACGAUGCAUACCUGCAACAGCUUGCGCCAGUGGAACACCGUCAGGCAGCGUGCGCAGCCGAGGAGCCAGCGAGCGUCUAUCACGUCUCGCUGUACCCGUCUUCGGACGCCAUCGCCAUCUAUGACUACAUCCGCGAAAAGCAUCUCUACCGUUCCCAGCUGGAUGACGGAUGCGGUGAGAGGAGGAGAAGGGAUGACGGCUGCACUCCUAAAGGAGAGGUCGACAGCAAUGGUGGUGAUGGUGUCAACAUGGCUUACACGUUUCCACGCGCAACUGCUCCAGCAACGGAGAACAGCAGCGAGGGUACGGCAGUGCACCCCGUGUCACCGCUAGCCGAUGCAGGGAGCCGUUCACAUUUGCAACGUAAGGUGCACCUCAUCCUUCUCGACAGCACGUGGGGCCAGGCGCUCUCGCUGAACCGCCACAUCACUCGUUUGAUUCCUCGCGUUUCACUCGAGAUUGCCGAGGACUACGAGUCCCUCUUUCAGGCGCUGCGCAAGCGCACCCGCGAGAACUGUGUCAGCACGUUGGAGGCAACCAGCAUGGCAGUGGAGCAGUGUCUGCGGGCCAUGGGCUACGCCGCCGAGGCUGCAUUCACCUCGAAGACGCUCGCGGACGCCAUGAAGAAGUUUGUAGACUCCCGAUGUCUUCUCAAGUACGUUGAUGCGCAGUUCACAACUAACAGCGGAGCCCUUGACGAGCUCCGUAGCCGGCGCGACGCUGCGCGUCGCAAGGAUGCCUCCCAUCGUCAGGAAGUUCUUGCUGUCCAGAUGCAGUCGGACGAGGCUACCCGCCGCCUGCGGCUCCCGCCAGUUUUGAACUACUGCUACUACUGCGACUGCGUGAUUGGGUGGCAUCGCAUGGCUGAGCACGUGAUGGGCCGCAGCCAUCGCACGGCGGUAGAGCGCAACCCCUCGUGCGCACCUUCUGCUGUGUCGCGGACUGUCGUGGUGCCCGACUUCUCGCGUCCGCGGCGCCUCAUGGGGAAAAAGGAAAGGACUGUAACCGGGCCUCUAUCCAGUAAUGCGGAAGCAGCAAGGGAGCACCUGGCGGGCGUGCUCACUCAGCAAGCAGGCUCUGGCUAA